AUGGCGUUGGGAGAUUCUAAUGAUAUGGAACAGGGGCCUUUAGAAAUUAUUCAUGUGUUUGGAUCCAUUUUGACAUCUGAUAGCCCUGGAUUUGGGUGCUUAUCUGUGACGCUUGCUUGUGGUGAUUGUUCUGUUGUCGGUGGCGUUGCAGUUGGACCUCUCAUAGCUGCAACACCUGUACAGGAAGAAUAA
Messenger RNA from Miscanthus lutarioriparius, 192 nucleotides. Lineage: Eukaryota; Viridiplantae; Streptophyta; Magnoliopsida; Poales; Poaceae. The record is from the annotation of a GenBank genome assembly.